Messenger RNA from Odontomachus brunneus, 10167 nucleotides. It is a transcript of the gene Lrrk, whose product is annotated as leucine-rich repeat serine/threonine-protein kinase 1. The transcript is spliced from 3 exons. Gene Ontology annotation, biological process: protein phosphorylation. Gene Ontology annotation, molecular function: protein kinase activity; ATP binding; protein binding. The coding region runs from base 333 to 7757 and encodes 2474 amino acids. The record is from RefSeq and is a predicted model, not a curated record. NCBI's taxonomy places the organism in Eukaryota, Metazoa, Arthropoda, Insecta, Hymenoptera, Formicidae.
GUAGUGGUCUCGUUCGCGUUUCACGUCUCGAUCGCGGGUUUCGUCAGUAGUGCCGCGCGAUCAUCGCGCGCAAUGAUGUUUUGUUGUUGUGACGUUUCAAUUCGCGGCGACAUCGAUCACAAUGUGACUGGGUUUUCCCGACCCCGGCGAUGCGUCCGAGGAGCGACGCUCCGGCCUGAACGCAUUCGGUGUCUAUGCUGAUCCCAACCGAAGUACAUCGAAUGAUAAAGAAGUCAUUCUGAAGAUGUUGGAGAAAUAACGUCAAUACCAAUAAUCAUGUAAUGAAAUCAUAAACAAAACUUUUCAGCAUUGUAUUGUCUGCAGUCCCCGUUAUGGAGGACUACACGCCGAUUGACGAGGAUUUUCCGGGUCGGUUGCUGCACCAGGCCGCGCUCUGGGACAAUGCCGAGCUACUGGAGGACUUGCUGCGCGGCGAGCACGCGCAGUACAUCAACAGCAAGGACUCCUGGGGCAGGACGCCGAUGCACGCCGCGGCGAUCACAGAGAACUCCCGGUGCCUGGACGUAUUGCUGAUCGCCAGUGCAGAUCCGAACAUCACUUGUGGUCCCAGAGGUCAUCACCGUACGCCGUUGCACGUCUGCGCGGAGCACGGUCAUGCCAGCAACGUGGAGAGACUCAUAAACUAUAACGCAGAUCUCAUGAUCCGCGACGACGACGGCCUGAAGCCGCUCGACAUCGCCGAGAAGGGUAAACACGAUUCCUGUAUCCGCCUGCUAAAGACGGCAGCUGAGAAGUAUGAGUUGGCUAAACAGGCGACCCACGCUUCCCUGCGCGCGGCUUGUAUCCAAGGUGACACCGUAGCCGCCAGGAACAUCAUACAAGGUCUCUCGAACGAUCUGGAAUGCGUGGUGAACAUGGCGCCGAACGGCGCCAACACGCUGCUCUUCGUGGCCUGCGAGAGCGGUCACAAGGACAUUGUGCGGCUGCUACUGGAUCACGGCGCCGACUGUCGGAUUCAUCCGGUCACCAAGUACUGCCCACUCUACAUUGCGUGCUACCACGGCAAGGUGGAAAUCGUCGAUCUGCUGUUACGCCACUUUCCCAAACAGGUGCAAACACUCACGGUGGAACGUUGGUUGCCGAUCCACGCCGCCGCUAUAAACGGCCAUCACAUAGUGAUAGACGCACUGCUCAGGUUCGAGUAUCCGCAGCACGUCUAUCAGCGUUAUCGGGAUCCCUCUGGCGAGUUCGAGUAUGAACUACCAUUCGACAUCAACGCGCAGGAUGUUACCGGCCAGCACGUUCUUUACAUAGCCAGCAUGCUGGGAAAUGUCAAGUGCGUCGAGUUACUGUUAGGCUACAGGGUGAAGGCGAGAACAACCAAAGAAGAGGACGCGAGUGGUACGCAGCAGUUACCGGUGUCCAAACGCAAGAUCUCUAGUGGUAUCCAGAGGCUCAUGUCUUCGUUGAACUUCCGUAGUAAGGCAACUACAGACAAAAAAGACGACAAGAUGAUAUAUCCAGUAAAUCUGGAUCUCUAUUGCAAUAACGGCAGCGAGACAUCCCUUCACGCGUCCGUCAGGGGUAGGCACACCGACGUUGUGAACGCUCUCCUGCAGGCUGGCGCGAAUUUGGAACUGCCAGUCAAGAUCCCGUACGACCAAAGCGAUCCGGAGGGUAGUUACUCGAAUGUGCUGACGAUUGCAUGUCAAAACCGUGACAUAAAGAUCGCGGAUCUGCUGUUGAAGCACGGUGCGGUCGACAACGAAUGCAAAGCCCUGAAGAUCGCCGCGCAGAAUCGCGACGAGGCGUUGACUGCGAAGUUGCUUUCGAUCAAAGCACACCCGGAUUCCGAGUACAAGAUCAACAAGAAGGCUAUGACGGAGUGCACGCAAAGCUCGCAUUUCUCCGCUUUGUCGUCUUUUGGCCAUGUCACAUAUUCUGCACUGUUCCCCAAAACACCCACUAUGAUCAAUUGGCACAAUCAGCAGUGCCACUUGUCGCAGAUUCGGCUGCAGUGGCUGAUCGACGCUGUGCUGCAUGUCAACAAGAAAUUGAGUCCACGCAACAACGAUCUGGUUCUUUACGCUAUCACGAGGAUCGACAUCUCCCACAACUCCAUCACUUCUGUACCAUCUACUGUGUUCUACCUGCAGAGCUUGAGGUACCUCAACAUGGCGCAGAACAAAAUCGACACUCUCGUGGCCGACUCGAAGAAUCCCAAGGAUAAAUUGUGUCCGGUUCUCGAGGAGAUGUACUUGCAGGACAAUCGAUUAGAGCAACUGCCGGAGUUUAUAAUGAAUCUGCCAGCAUUGGAAAUUAUGGACGUGUCUAACAACAAACUGCAAUGCCUGCCACAGAAUUUGUGGCGUGCGCCUAAACUCAAAGAACUGAACGCGUCGUUCAAUCUUCUGCGCGAUUUACCCAGCCAGGCAUCACAAAACGUCUUGAGAAAAUCGCAACGCGAUGACAAUCAGCCGAACGGCACUAGCUGCCGCGGACUGGUGGCUGCCGCUAUGCCACGAGUGGAAUCUAUGGAGUUCGACUCGUUUACGAAGAUCGCGAACGCGCAAAUAAUUGAGAUGGAACGGCCGCAUGUAUGGACCAACUCAGUGCAGGUGUCGGAGAAGAUGAACGAUGAUACAGAAAAUGGCAACAAAUCAGUACUGGCAUCAUUGAACCUGGCGCACAAUCUGUUCAACAGCAUUCCUGUUGCGUUGCCGUGUUUGGCAGUGAGUCUGGUGCGUCUGAACAUGGCAUACAACUCUCUGCGAUCUAUGAGCCAUAUCACCUCGUAUCCUGCGAGCCUCAAGCAAUUGGAUCUGUCUAAUAAUCAGAUCACACGCUGGCCUAGUCUACCACAGGUAGACAGUUGCGACAGCAUGGAACAAGCAAACACAGCCUGCUAUUGCCCGGCGACAAACGUGCAGUCGCCUAUCGUGCCCAACAACCGACAAACACCCAUGUCAAUGCGCGACAUCGUGCUGCAGUCGGUGUGUACACACAGACGGCAUCUACGAUUGGAGAACUUACGUACACUAAUAUUGGCAAACAACUUACUGAAUCGCAUCCAGCUGACGUCAGUGGACGACGGCGAAAUGCCAAGCUUGGAGGAAGAAAAUGCGGACAAAGACUUAAAGACCGGAGGAGGAGGAGGACUAUCCAAUUCAAAGUCGUACCUGCUCUUUCCUAACGUCAGUAUGUUGGACAUCAGCAACAAUCAACUGAGAGAGAUACCGCACAACAUUUAUGAGCUGAACAAUCUGUCAGUGUUAAAUAUCAGCGGCAACAACGAGAUCGUCGAACUACCGCCGCAGAUGGGUUUGCUGGGUCGGCUGUGGAACUUGAAUACUCAAGGCUGCCGAUUGCAAGAGCCACUGAAGUCAAUGAUUGAGUCGAAGAAGUACAAGACAAUGGACGUAAUCGGUUACCUUAAAUCGAUUUUGGAGGACGCAAAGGCAUACGCGCGCAUGAAGUUGAUGAUCGUCGGUAUCCAAGGUAUCGGUAAGACCAGUUUGCUGGAACAGCUGCGGCAAGAGGGUGAAGUACCGAACAAGAAAAAGGCAUCCGAGCAUUGGGCCAAGCGAAUGGGCAACAAAAAUAUAAACGCCAAGACCGCGAAAGGUACAACCAUCUCAACGGUGGGUGUGGACAUCGGCGACUGGAUCUACGAGAAGAAAGUACGCGGACAAUCAUCCCACGGGCCGGUAUACUUCAGAACUUGGGACUUCGGUGGCCAGAGAGAGUACUACGCGACGCAUCAAUAUUUCUUAUCAAAACGCAGUCUGUAUCUAGUCGUAUGGAGAAUAACGGACGGCUUCAAGGGCGUCUCGGAGAUCUUCCAAUGGUUGGUGAACAUUCAGAGUAGGGCACCAAAUUCACCGGUCAUUAUCGUCGGCACUCAUUACGACAUUUCCUACGAGCACAGCGAAGGUCUGCAGCAAUAUAUUCGCGACAAGUUCAUCAACGUAGUGGACGCCGAGAAGUGUGGCUUACCUAAGGUCAUGGAAACUAUCGAGGUAAGCUGCAAGACGCGACACAAUAUUAAGAUGCUGUGCAACCUCAUCUACGAUGUCGUAUUCAGUUUGAGAUCACCCGGUAGCAAGGAACUCCUGCUGGAGCAGAAAGUUCCGGCGAGUUAUUUGGCUCUAGAGGACGUGGCGAUUCAAUUGGCGCAUGACAGGAAACUGUCAGGCUUGGAUCCGGUGCUGAAGGCUGACCAAUAUUACGCAGCGGUUAACAAUGAGCUCCAGAAGCUACACAGAUCCUUCAGGGAUCCCGCUGAGUUGCACCAAGCGACGCUUUUCCUCCACGAGAACGGUAUAAUUCUGCAUUACGAUGACGCCACGUUGAAGGACCUAUAUUUUUUGGACCCGCAAUGGCUUUGCGACAUGCUCGCUCAUGUGGUCACCAUACGGGAGAUCAAUCCGUUCGCCCGAUCCGGAAUAAUGAAACUGGACGACAUUCAGCAUGUGUUUAAGUCCUCCACGAUCUCGUCGAUAGAUACGCAGGGCUAUAUCGUCAAUUUACUCAACAAGUUCGAAGUCGCGCUCACCUGGGAUUGCCGUACGCUGCUGAUACCAUCCCUUCUGCCGACCGAGGAGGACAUCCUGCGCAACAACCAAAUCAUCAAGGUGCCGGUAAAGACGCGCGGCUGGCAUGUACGUGCGAAGAAGAUCACGUCGCCGAUGUUCGCAUGCCUUGGCGCACCUAACGACAAGAGCAACGCCGAGUGCGUGCUCACGUCGAGAUCGCAGCCGGAUUGCUCCGUUACGCGACUGCUUUUGAUGUCAUACUUUCCGAGCGGUUUCUGGUCCAGAUUAAUCACUCGGAUCUUGGCCGACGACGCUAUUGUCGAGAUUGUUAUGUCGUUCUUAGCGCCCUUCAAAGAUUUCGUCGACGAUAACAUCUUCGCGAGUCUGCUGGAUUUACAAGCAGAGUGGGUGCUUUGGCAGACAGGAAUUGAGCUACGAUACUCUGGGAUAACUUUGUUACGCCUCAAGGAAGUAUAUUACAAUCUGAAAAAUUCUCCAUACGAUUAUCGGCAGUUUAAAUUCAAACUGAAGCAAGAUGGCAUAUGGUGUACCGUAGAUCUGAAGAAUUCUGCCAUAUUAGAAAUUUGGUUUCCCGUGGAUACCUUAGUGAUCAAGCAGCCUAUCAUGUCUGACUCGGUGGACGAGGAGCCGAUGGGUUACCAGGCAAUCGUGGUGGAGCCACGGCCGGAGAGCAUGCCACAGUUGAUGGCACUGAUUGUGGAUCACAUCGAUAUCCUGUUGGAAGAUUGGUACCCCACUUUAGGUACUCGUUUUGUCCACACGUCGGAAGGUAAGUUGUUGGUGACGAGGCUCAUACCAUGUCCACGCUGCUUGCUUGGCAACACCGAUAGCAACGGCGAGAGUGAAUCAAGCGACAGCGAUCGACUGAUCGAGGACAUUCAGAAGUACUGCGUGAACCGCGAGCGACAAAGCCAAGACAGCUACAAGUCCGAUGGCGACAGCGGUGUAGGCUACGACAGUCUCACGUCUAGCAGAAUGCCGUCGCUGGAGGGACAUCCAGAUAUGUCCAGGCAGAAUUCACAUCCUGAAAAUACUCUUGCUUACUCCUGGAUGGUGGAAGAAUGCAUACUAGCGGCGUACAGCAACAAACCCAUCAGCUGUCCCAAACACUCGGAGAUCCCCUUGUCGCAUGUUGCACCGGACAUUAUCUUCAUGGAUCUCGGUGCGAAACAUCUCAUUAAAUCAGAAGAUCUGAAGAGGGGUAAGCUUUUGGGUCGUGGAGCCUUUGGUUUCGUCUUUCGCGGUAGCUGUCGAUUACCAGGCACACACGUCAGAGCUGACGUGGCCAUCAAGAUGUUGCAGCCAGUGUCACCGGGUCCCAACUCCAAGCAGUCAGCGAUCUUGGCGUACAAGGCGUCGCAGAGCAAAUGGGACCGCGAUCCAUUGCAGUAUGCUUGCAAAGCCUACUGCAUGGCUCGUCAAGAGCUCAAUAUUCUGUUGACGCUUCGGCACGCUAACAUCGUACCGCUCAUCGGAAUAGUGGUCAGUCCGUUAGCUCUCGUGCUGGAUUUGGCUCCGCAAGGCGCGCUGGAUGGUGUGCUGAAGAACUACCGUCGUUCCGGUGCCAAGCUGGAUCCAUACAUGCUCCAGGCGAUAAUCCUACAAGUCGCCAAGGCGAUAGAAUACUUGCACCAGCAGCACGUCAUCUACCGCGAUCUCAAAUCAGAGAACGUGUUGGUAUGGCAAAUGCCGUUACCGUUCCAAGAGAUUCCGGAGCCGGUGCAUGUUAAGGUGGCUGAUUACGGAAUAUCGAGGCUGACGUUACCUACAGGAGCAAAGGGUUUCGGUGGCACUGAAGGCUUUAUGGCGCCCGAGAUUAUCAAGUACAACGGUGAAGAAGAGUACACAGAGAAGGUAGACUCGUUCUCCUUUGGCAUGUUCAUCUACGAGUUGGUGACACUACGCCAGCCAUUCGAGGGCCACGAGGCAGUGAAGGAAUGUAUACUAGAGGGCGGCAGACCGCCGCUCAUGUACCGCGAGACAUUCCAUCCGUGUUACGCGCUCGAUUUGAUGGUGAUAUGCUGGGCGCAGAACCCGAAGGACCGACCAACCGCCAGUCAGAUUGUCUCAAUCGCAUCCGCGCCCGAGUUUACGCACCUGAUAGACGUCACUCUGCUGACAGAACGCACGCAGGUGACCGCGGUCACCAUGACAAGCCGCGGCGCGGACGAUAGUCUGAACGGCGACGAGAUCUGGUUCGGUCACAACAACGGCGAGGUAGACAUGUUGUUGGGUACGCAGAAGGGUUGGUUACGUCACGUGCGGAUCGAGACUCCGGUGAUACCGUACGCGAUGUGCGGCUUGGACGGUUACAUCUGGAUCGGCGACAAUACUGGCCAGGUGCAUGUCUAUCUAUGCGGCAACUUCGGCUGUGUAGCCAGCUACAAUCUGGAGACAGACAAUGCGAGGGAGUCCAAGGUGGUCGGGCUGAUCCACUUGGAGCAGCUGAAGCAGUUCGCAGUGGCAUUACAUAGCGGUAGGAUCUGCCUGUUAUCGGAUACGUUCACGCAGAUAAAGCGGACAGAGAUCGCUGGUGAAGCGCGUAAUGACGUAAGGACCUACUCGUUGGCAGCAAUUUGCCGGAAGAGGCGCCUGUUGGAGCUCUGGGUGGGGCAAAGUUUCGGUCGGAUAUCCGUUUACACGCUAAAGGACGGCAAUCUCAUCGAUACGGUGCAAUUGUCACAUGGGGGUAGCAGUGGAGGCAGCGGCAGUGGCAACAGCGAUAUUGCUAUGAGGAAUCUCUUCGCCACGUACUUGACCAGCGCAGCCGAGAGCUUUGUCUUCUCGUAUACGUAUCCGGGUUGCGUGGUAUAUCAAUGGGACGUGGAUAGCCGGCAGAUCGUCAACAAGCUCGACAUGUCCAAGCUGGUACCGUGUUCAGAGAGUCUCAAGUCUAUCGCAAUCGAGGAAAAUCUAUCGACAGAGAAGUGCCAAGUGACCGCGCUCGAGGCUAACGCUAGUCAGUUAUACAUCGGCACUACUUGGGGAUGCAUUGUUGUCGCCGAAUGCGGCACUCUACGACCCGUCACCGUGUUCCGGCCGUUCGAGGGCAAGGUCUGUCAGAUCGUGACCUUCAAGUCCGUCGACAAGAAGAAAGUCGUACUGGCUACAGUUGGCCAAGGAUACCGUAGCCUGAUCUCGCGAUACACGGACUUCCCACUCAAGAGUCUUGAGAGCGAAGAGCUCAAACACGGCAUGUACACCUUGCUGUGGCGAUCAGAGAAUUGGUCAGCGGCUUGAUCUUCGCGAAGAGUCUAAGAUUCGCGUUCUGUCGCGUAACUGUGUGAUAGAUGAAGAAGCACGUGUUCGGCAAUGCGUAAAUUUUAAAAAAUCCUGAAUUUUGCUCAGAUUUUGAAUAGAUAGACCUAAUAAGUCUUUUUUUGCUGGUGCUAAAAAACGGGAGAUUUAAAAAAGUUAUCUACAGAAUUGUUUUUGGACAUUAACAAAAAUUUUAUUCAUUUAUAUAUUGUUUUUAUUAUAAAUAAAUCAAUAGAUAAUAUAUAUUAACGUUAUUAUAUAUUUGAUAAAAUAUUAAUAUGUAUUCCUUAUGUUUGUUUAUCUGUCUACAUUUAUGCAAACUAUCAGAUUUUCUUUAUAACUUACGCGAAUUGCCGAACAUCUUUUGUAAGCUUUAUUUACUUUAUAUAAAAACGAGUUUCUCUCGAGGUGUGAUGACAUAAGAUAAGAAUAAACUGUAUGUAAGUGUUGAGUAUGUGAUGAGAAAAUGGGUCUGGGUACAGUUCAGUUCUCCGUUACGACAAAAUAUGGCAAAACAAAAUUUCCAUUGUAGCGAUAUACGGUCACAAUGUGCCAAUGUGCGAGGUGUUAGAAUUCAGUACGAAGAAACUUUUUGCAAUUCCAUAUAACGGAAUUGCGAAAUUUCCCUCUUCAGCAGCGCGAUACGUGGGUGUGCUUAACAAUGCGGGUUUCAACAGACUACGCUCGGUGAAUCUUAUACGUCCAAUAUAAUUAUAGUACGCAAUGUGUAAAGGGUGUCCGAUGCGACACAAGUAUGAAGGCUCCGCGUGGUACACAUAAAUGUUUUCAUGAAAUCGUUAAAAGGAUAAUAAUCUUACAGAUUUCAGAGUUUCGAUUUUUCUCGGAGCACAAAUCGACUACCGUUAUCAUCGGACAUCCUGUCUGUUGCGUUACGUAGUCUAUAAGCAAGAUCCUUAGUUCGUCCAGGAUGCAGGAAUUACCAGUCAAGUGUGAGAGAAACAUCCUCUUAUUUUGUAUAAAACUAAAUCCUAAAUAAGCAAUCUAACGAUAUCGUAAAUAUAUGUUGUCGCUUAAGUUAGCUAAUUGAUGAGCGCUACGAGUCAUGUUACGUAUUUAAGCAUUUAAGUAUUUCCCUCUAGAAGGCGUACAGAAAGCGACGAUUUUAUGCUGUAAAUGACAGGAGCGGAAAUGAUUCUGAUAUUAAACGCGGCUCACGGACGUCACAAGAACAUUCCUUUGAAUGAUAUUAAUUGAACCAUUUUAGAUAUUGAAGAGAUAUUUUUAGCACUGUCGAUCGAUUUUGAUAAUAUCGCUAAUAUUAAGCUUCAGUAAGUUUGAGCUACUAACGAUAAUCUUGAAACAAUUUCUAGAUCGUGCUAUCUUACCCUGCGAUCCAAUCACAUCACGUCCAAAGGAGUAUCUCUCAAAUCUCGUAGUUGAAAGGUUGUGGAAUAUGUUGUAUAAUAUAUCGGCAUUAUGUUAUUGUAUAAUGUAAUACUAAUAAGGAGACAUAAGCUGUCGGAUGCUAGAAAUAUUUUGCUCAAUCGAGUCAUUCAAUUUCCACCAACGGUUUAAUUAUUAUAUACGAGAACGAACAAUGUUUCCCGAGCGACUAAUGUGAUAUAAAACACUCCGAAAAACGCAAGAUACUGUCAAAACUAGUUAUGUUACAUUUGCUCUCUAAUUUCAUUUACUGAUAAGAAUAAUCGGAAAACUUAAAAGUAUUAUCUGCUUAACAGAGAUUCGAUUUUCUUUUUCGAUACGUAAAUUUCAAGAUAGUUUUUCUAAUAGUUUGUAACAAUUGAGCAAGAAAGAAAGAAGAAAAGUUAAUUAAAUGAUGUAAUGAGAUUUAUACGUCGCGUAAAUAUCGCACCUUCAAUAUAAAGGCUAAUGCAAUUGAAGAAAGUAGCCAAAUCUUCCAUCAAGAAAAUGUCACCAAGUACCAUCGUCCCUUAAAAAAAAAAUUAAUUCUUUUUAUUUCAGAUAAGAGAAGUUAUAUAUUCAAGAAUUAGUCUAACGCGACCCAAAUAUAAUAUAAUAAUUAUUUCUUAUUCUCAUGACAAUUCGCUGCUUUUAAUUGCAUUAGUUUUAUUCGGAAGACAAGAUAUUUUUGCGACAAAGUGAAAGUACUAAUGUUCGAUUUCUUCAAUGUUUCUUAAAUACUCAUUAAGGAAUGUUAAAACCGUUAAAAAUGUUAAAAACCGUUGAUUUCUGAAAGCUACUUUCCUCUCUAAUAUAAAUAAUAUGAAAAACUUUAAUAAUAAAAAAAACAAGAUAGCAUUUAAAGGAAUAAUUAUUCGUAAAUCGAUUACAAAAAAGUCAAACAGAUAUUAUCUAAAAAAAUUUUGAUGAAAUCGAUCAUGAGUCCUUUUAUCGUGUGCAAUAAUUAUAUGGUGUUUAUGGCUUGCUAUUAUUCCCGAACUAGGGGGGA